AUGGCCAAGCGAACUGCUACUCCUUCUGAACAGUCUGGACUGAUCCCGGAGUCUUCAUCCUCUGCUGUCACCGCCUCCUCUGUCUCCUUCUCCGCCUCCGAUUCUAAUUCCUACCGUCUCGCUCCGGGAGCUUCUCUCGAGACUUCUCCACCUUCUUCUUCUCAUAGGAUCACCCGCUCAGCUGCACGGCUCGCGGCAGACUCACCCUCAUCGACCUCUCGUCCUGCAUCCUCUUCCACCGUUUCGCCUCCCCAACCCCCACCACCACCCCCACAGGCCCGGAAACGAAAAGUCUCGACUACCACGCGGCCCUCGAGACCCUCAAGCGAUCAGGCGCAGCUUCCCCCAGCGUCCCCACCCCGGCGAGCUAAAAGAGUGAAACUGACGGGCUCAUCAUCUUCUGACCUUUCAGCCUCUGUGUCUCAAAGACGGGUUGGUUCCAGACAACAACCACCGGCAAUGUCCCAGCCUAGCCCCCCUACUCGUCCCUCGGAUGAUAGUUCAAAAACCCCUGCCUCAUCAUCCGCUGCUCCUAGACAGCGGCCCAGUAGGAAUAAGAAUCCAUCACAAGAUGCUCCUUCCACCCAAACUUCCCCUUCACGUCGCCAAAGAAAACAUCGCCUUUCCAAACGCGAAUCAGAUGUUACGAUGAAGGAACCUGAAGAAAAUCAGCAAGAGGAGGAGACGCCCGAAGCGAAAGAGACGGAAGCAUCCACUUCGGGUGAUUCGAAUGAGGGUCCACAUCCAUCUGGUAUGACCGAUGAGGAGGAUGGGGACCCUUUCCGUAAUGGUCUAUUCGGCACCCGGAGCCCCAUGGGCCUACAGAAUACUCUACGAGCUCUCAGUGGCAUGAUGAGUGGGACAUCCUCUCGACUACGUGAUAUCCUCAAUAACCUACGAAACACGGAAGAUCCGUCGAUCCAACUUAUUGCUUUGCAGGAGCUUUCAGAUCUGUUGCUGGUUUCCAAUGAAGAUAACCUAGCGGGGCAAUUUUCUCCUGACCCUUUCGUUAAGGAGCUCGUGAGGCUCAUGCAACCCAGCGAGACAGGGGAGGAAAAUCCUGAGAUUAUGCUUCUUGCAUGUCGUAGCUUGGCCAACAUGAUGGAAGCCCUUCGGGGAUCUGUUGCAAACGUUGUUUAUGGUGGUGCAGUACCUGUUCUUUGUCAGAAGUUGCUGGAUAUACAGUUCAUAGACCUUGCUGAACAAGCUCUGAGUACACUUGCCAAGAUCUCCGUUGAUUUCCCUUCGUCGAUUGUUCGUGAAGGAGGCCUCACGGCGUGUCUCUCCUACUUAGACUUCUUCCCCACCAGCACCCAGCGUACGGCUGUAAUAACAGCUGCAAAUUGUUGCCGCAACCUACCUCAUGAUUCGUUCCCUGUUAUCCGGGAUGUCAUGCCAACGUUGCUCAACGUCCUUUCCAGCAAUGACCAAAAGGUCGUAGAACAGGGAUGCCUAUGCGUUUCUCGGGUGGUUGAAAGUUUCAAAUACAAACCAGAAAAGUUGGAGCAAUUGAUUAAACCCGACAUGUUGAGGGCGAUCCUUCGGUUGCUUUUACCUGGCACUACAAAUUUGAUCGGUCCCCAUAUUCACACCCAGUUCCUCCGCGUACUUGCCAUCACCGCCAAAUCAAGUCCGCGCCUGUCUGUCGAGCUCCUUAAGAUGAAUGUGGUGGAUACACUAUAUCAAAUUUUGACCGGGGUCUCUCCCCCCUCUGAGGCAGGUAGCUCAAUCAAAAUAGAUAGUGUGCACAUCAUGCAAGCUCUGAUCCAUCGCCCGCGAGAGCAGGUAUUUGAAACUUUGAAUGUUAUUUGCGAGCUUCUUCCUGGAGUUCCAAAUGAAUCCCUAGUUGUUUCCGACUAUAAUAUAACAGCCAACUUUGAGAGCGAUAUCUUUCCAGUUUCCAGGACGCCCCGAACAAAGGCAUUGGCAGAGCAAAGAGUUAAGCGUCUCAAAGGGUGUAAAACGGAGAUCAAACGUUUUGCUACAAUCUUGCUGCCAACACUGACUGAUGCUUACUCCAGUACAGUUAACUUGUCCGUUAGGCAAAAGGUGCUUGUGGCGCAGCUAAAGAUGCUACAGAAUCUAGAUGCUCAAAUUAUCGAAGACGCCCUACGCACUGUGCCCUAUGCCUCAUUUUUGGCUGCCAUUUUGUCACAAAAGGACCACAUGUCUCUUGUUGCGUUGGCUCUACAGUGUGCAGAGCUCCUCUUUGAACGCCUCGAGGACAUUUAUCAGUACCAAUUUCAUCGCGAGGGGGUAAUCACAGAAAUAACAAAGCUUGCCGAAACUCCGUUGUCUGCUGAACCUAAAGAUUCUAAGCGUGAAGUUGACCUUGAAAAUGGACGUUCCUCCGAGAAGGGUGACGAGAAUUCUGAAGAUGAGGAGGAAAAGGAUCACGUGAUGAAUCAUGACGAGGACAGCCAGGAGGAUGAAGAUGACGAAGACGAUGAGGAUAAUGAUGAGGACAACGAUGACAUGUCCGAAUCAGAGAGCUCUUCAUCCGUAUCGGGUGGGCCCAUGUCUCGAAAUGCGGACUCGGCGCUUCAGGAUUUUGUGACUUGCAGCGCCAAGAAAUUUCUCCGUAUCUACGAUGGUAGUAAGGGCAAAGGCAUGCAUGAUCAAGCGCUGGCAAUUCUUCAGUCGCUGCAGGCACUCGUGGGGGAGAUUGAAGCUUGUUAUAACAACGUGAAACCCAUCGAUGGUUAUGUGCUUUUCCAAAAACUGGCGGCCUACUUCGACGGUGAUGCGCUUGAGAGUAUUACAAGCUCUGAAUUGCUUAGCUCGGGGAUCAUUCAAGUUUUGCUAGACGUGAUUAGCAAGAAGGAUCAAGUACCCGGAAAGGAUGCCAGAACAGAUUUUCUCCGAGCUUUUAUGGAAUCGGACAUCUCAACGGAGACCGUCAGCAAAGUUGGCUCGCCCACUACUCCUUUCAGUGUUUUGAUUCAUAAACUCCAUGACCUGCUGAGCCGAACGGAACAUUACGAAGUAAUCACUGUUAAUCACAGCUCUCUGGAUAACAGGAACGCCACAUCCAUGCUCUCAAAGCAACUGCGACUCCGCCUAAUUGCUGACGAGGAAUCCGAUAUCCCCAAACCGUACAAAAAUAUGAUGGUAUCGAUCCACGCAAUCGCCAACUUUAAGGCUCUUGAUGACUAUCUUCGUCCUCGAAUCAGCUUAUCCGAACGUCCCAGAGGCUCGCGGAAUCGUGAUACUAUAUUUUCCCAGUUGUCUGGCUCCUCUAGAUCUCGAGAUGCUGCAGGAAGUGGAACUGAGACAGCGCUCUCUGGAGGGCUUGAGCAGCCUAACUUACCUCCCCCUCCUCCACAGCAGGCCACUUCGUCCCGAAGUACACGAGUUCCAGAGAGAUCUAAACCUCAACGUUCGUCAUCCACGCGGACGCCAACAUCUGGAGGUUCUGAUGAGCGUUCUCUCCGAACGAGAUACCCGAAUCGACAUCAACCACCACCUCCCGAUGACGAAACAGAUGGUACUGAUGAGCCUCUAGAAUGCGCUGAUGAGAGGCAGCUGACCGAUGACGAGGAAGGGGAAGAAGAGGAUGAUGCGUUGGAUGCCAUUGUUGAUGACCUUGAAGACGAUCUCUCUGAUGAGGAAGUUGCAGAUCCGACGGCAGUUAACUUGGAAGUUGCUGCAACAGGGAAAGUAACUGCUCGUAAAGAAGACGGAACGAGAGUUUCAACACCUCAGCAGUCAAACCAAACAGGAAGACCGUCAUCAUCUGCUCCAACUUCUGGCCAAUCUCUAGGCGGAUCUUUGGCCUUUGCUGGUCGACCAUUCUCAUACGCCGCGGCAAUUGCCUCCAUUCCACAGGACUGGCAUAUCGAGUUCCGUGUCGAUGACAAACCAAUCUCCCAUGAGACAACGGUGUAUCGCGCAAUCCACCAUAAUAGAGAACAUCUGAGCGAUUGCCAUGCGCGUAAUGUGUGGUCCAUGGUUCACACAAUCAAGUACAAACGCGUCCAGGGGCCACCGCCACCAGAACCAUCCACACUGACCCCGAACUCUAGCAAUUUGUCGUUGGAGACGGAUUCCAGUGGUAUGCCAGAGUCCCUGAGUAAGAAUCCGACAACGGCAUCUAUCCUCAAGCUACUCGGACUUCUGCAUGGAAUGAACGCCCAGCUCGAUGACAUCCUGGCAGAGAGCAACCAUCAGAUUAGAGUUGUCAAAGAACCUCUGGCACAAUUCCUUAAUACAAAGCUAACCGCCAAGCUCAACCGACAACUCGAAGAACCAUUGAUUGUGGCUAGCAGCUGCCUCCCAAGCUGGAGCGAGGAUCUUGCGCGCCAUUUCCCAUUCCUCUUCCCCUUCGAAACUCGACACCUCUUCCUACAAUCGACGUCCUUCGGCUAUGCGCGGUCUAUGAUGCGAUGGCAAGGGUCGCAGUCUGAUGAAAACCGACGAGAUCAGAGACGUGAUGAUCGCCCGUACGCGGGACGUCUACAGCGGCAGAAAGUGCGCAUCUCGCGGUCUCGCAUCUUAGAUUCUGCCAUGAAGGUCAUGGAGUUGUACGGUUCGUCGCCCAGCGUUCUUGAAGUUGAAUACUUUGAGGAAGUCGGUACAGGUCUUGGUCCGACGUUGGAGUUCUACUCAACCGUUUCAAAAGAAUUUUCCAAGAAGAAGCUCAAGCUAUGGCGAGAACAUGAUUCGAACGACAAGAACGAUUAUGUCUUCCACAAACUGGGUCUGUUCCCUGCUCCCAUGAGUCGUGAACAGGCUUCGUCGGAAGCGGGCAAGAAGCAGCUUCAAUACUUCAAGGGCCUUGGCAAAUUCGUCGCUCGAUCUAUGUUGGACUCAAGAAUUAUCGAUAUCGCCUUCAACCCCAUCUUUUUCCGCAUUGGUGGUGCCACCUCAUCAACAGUGACUCCGACUAUCGCAACCGUCAAGGCUGUGGAUCCCGAACUUGCCAAUUCCCUGACUCUCGUGAAACGGUUCGUGACCGCACAGGCCAGCAUAAAUGCCGAUGAUUCUCUCAGCGCCGAAGAAAAAGCCCGCGCGCUGGAUGAGCUUACCGUCGAUGGUGUCCGGGUCGAGGAUCUGGGCUUAGACUUCACGUUGCCGGGACACCCUUCGAUUCAGAUGAUUCCGCAUGGCUCUUCCAUUGCUGUGACGAUGGAUAAUGUUGGGUCCUAUGUCAGCAAAGUCAUCGAUAUGACUCUGGGUAGUGGCGUGCAGGCGCAGCUCGAUGCGUUCCGUGCUGGGUUCUCACAAGUGUUCCCGUAUUCUUCACUGCAGUCGUUUACGCCUGAUGAGCUUGUGAUGUUAUUCGGGCAGGUUGAGGAGGAUUGGUCGAUUGAGACAUUGAUGGACUCGAUGAAAGCGGACCACGGCUUUAACAUGGACAGCAAAAGCGUGCGCAAUUUGCUACAGGUUAUGAGCGAAUUUACCAAACAAGAGCGUCGCGACUUUUUGCAGUUCGUAACCGGCAGCCCCAAGCUUCCCAUUGGAGGCUUCAAAAGUCUUACUCCAAUGUUCACCGUCGUCUGCCGCCCCAGCGACCCUCCGUAUCUACCGGACGACUAUCUCCCCAGCGUAAUGACAUGCGUCAACUACCUCAAGUUACCCGAUUAUACCAACAUCGAUAUCCUCCGUGAACGGCUCAAUGUUGCCAUGCAUGAGGGACAGGGGGCGUUCCAUCUGUCUUAG
Messenger RNA from Blastomyces dermatitidis ER-3, 5661 nucleotides. RefSeq names its product E3 ubiquitin-protein ligase TRIP12. Gene Ontology annotation, molecular function: ubiquitin protein ligase activity. Gene Ontology annotation, biological process: protein polyubiquitination; proteasome-mediated ubiquitin-dependent protein catabolic process. The record is from RefSeq and is a predicted model, not a curated record. The transcript has 8 exons. NCBI's taxonomy places the organism in Eukaryota, Fungi, Ascomycota, Eurotiomycetes, Onygenales, Ajellomycetaceae. Bases 1 to 5661 code for a protein of 1886 amino acids. Gene Ontology annotation, cellular component: nuclear speck.